AAAAAUAUACUGUCUUAUCUCUUCUCUAAAUAAAUGACCUUAUUUAUCUUAUCAAUGUCUAAGAUACAAAUAAAAAUGGCGUAUUCUCCUAAUGGACUUAUUUUAUUAUAUAUAGCCGUAGUUGUGAGUCUAGCGGUGCCUUCAUCAUGCCAAGUGUGCCAUGACCUUGACACGAAAGGAUGUCAGCUGUUCAUUGCUUCAAAGCCCGACUUUUGUUCCACUUCACCCGUAGCCAACACAGCAUGUCCUCGUACAUGUGGAACAUGCCCAUUGACGUGUUAUCACUGCCCACAGGUUCCGGUAACUGGUUCAGUAACAUGCAACACAACUAAACACUGUGCUUCGUCAGAGAUGUGUAUGAUCAACACAGCAUAUGCGCAUGAUGGACAUAUUGAACACAUUUUAUCCUGCAUAUCCAGAAGUGUUUGUGACGGUGCAGGUUUUGGCUUUAAUGGUAUAAUAGGUAAAAGAAACGCCCCUCGUGAUCUAAAACUUCACUGCUGUCACACCGACCUUUGUAAUGUCCCAGAUUUCACAACAACAACACAAAAACCACUUGCAUCAACCGCCGCCCCUCCGGGAUUUUACAGUUGCCAUAGCGACGUUGUGUUUGUAGUCGACGAGUCUGGUAGCGUUGGAUUCCCAGGAUUCCAAAAAGUGAUAUCUUUUAUAAAAGACAUUGUUAGUCAUCUCGACAUAGGAAGUCAUGGUGAUCAGAUGUCUGUUCUACUGUUUGACAAUGACCCACAUUUACAAUGGUAUUUGAAUGACUACACUAACAAGGCGGAUCUAUUAAAUGCUCUCACGUAUGUGCCAUACCACAACGGUACAACCAACACCGGUAGUGCACUAAAAUAUGUCCGGGAAAACGUAUUUCAGUUUACAAAUGGAGACAGACCAGAUGCUAAAAACGUCGUGGUUGUUAUCACGGACGGUCGGUCAAAUAACCACACUGCAACAGUGACAGAGGCUAACAAAUUACGCAAUGAGGGCGCUGAAAUAGUGGUUCUUGGUGUCGGGAAUUCUGUUAACAGUGAACUGGUAGACAUUGCUGGUGUGUAUACAAAUGCCGUAAAGGUUUCCGGGUACAACCACUUGUCGGAUGUCGAGUCAAAAAUUCUUCAAAUGAUAUGUUAAGAUUUACAGUGUUGAAGAAAUAAAAAUGUUCAACGAAAG
Molecule: messenger RNA, 1176 nt
Organism: Ruditapes philippinarum (Manila clam)
Lineage: Eukaryota; Metazoa; Mollusca; Bivalvia; Venerida; Veneridae
Product: collagen alpha-1(XII) chain-like
Exons: 8
Coding region: 34-1137 (367 amino acids)
Source: RefSeq, a predicted model, not a curated record